This is a messenger RNA of Erigeron canadensis, 797 nucleotides long. Its product is annotated as NKAP family protein CG6066-like. The transcript is spliced from 5 exons. The coding region runs from base 5 to 763 and encodes 252 amino acids. Gene Ontology annotation, molecular function: DNA binding; histone binding. The record is from RefSeq and is a predicted model, not a curated record. Gene Ontology annotation, cellular component: nucleus. Gene Ontology annotation, biological process: regulation of double-strand break repair; chromatin organization. NCBI's taxonomy places the organism in Eukaryota, Viridiplantae, Streptophyta, Magnoliopsida, Asterales, Asteraceae.
AACAAUGAAGGAUACUUUUAGACGGUUAUUGAAUAUGACCGGUUCCCAUCCUUCUACUGCUCAGGAAAAGCAAAAAGCUAAAGUGCAAGAGAGGCUUAACAAGUGUAAUAAGAAGAAGUUGUUCGAGUUUUGUGAUCUGCUCGACAUACCAGUCGCGAAACAUACCGCCAAAAAGGAAGAUGUCAUUGUGAAGCUAGUAGAUUUUUUCUUGCUUCCUUGUGCCACAACUUGUAAUUUACUUGCGGAAAAAGAACAGUUGAGCAAUGGCAAGAAGAGUACAUCAUCUGGUGCUACACCUUCAAAUAACUCUUCAAAGAAGCAGAAAAUUAAUAGUGUGUUUGAAGAAAAUAAAGGUACUCCGGAACUGGAAGACUCAGAGGAAGAGGAAGAAAACACUGAAGAUGCAACUGUGAGUGAUGGCAUUGAUACGUCAGAAGGGGAAAAACAUGUAUCAGAACCUGAAUCUGGAGAAGAGAGUAAGAAGCGCAAACGAAGUUCUGAAAAAUCUCCUUCUAAGAAAGACUCAGCUUCGAAAACUAAAUCAAAGAACAAAGAAACAGCAAAAAUGAAUCCUCAAAAGAAAACACCAAUUGAGUUGUCUACAAGUCCUUCCAAACCCAUGGAUCAAAGUGAAACCACUCCAAGGACCUUCUCAUUGAAGAAGAAAUAUCCCGUGGUUGAUGCGAAACCUUCAUCUCCCAAGAAAUCUGCCUCUAAAGAGAAAAUGGGUUUGAAUAAUUUCUCUUUAUUUAUCCUAAUUUAAUGGAUUUUUAGAUGAAUGUAAAGUUUUAGGUUAC